Halichondria panicea is the source of this 987-nucleotide messenger RNA. RefSeq names its product cyclic AMP-responsive element-binding protein 3-like protein 3. Gene Ontology annotation, molecular function: DNA-binding transcription factor activity, RNA polymerase II-specific; RNA polymerase II cis-regulatory region sequence-specific DNA binding. The transcript is spliced from 4 exons. Gene Ontology annotation, cellular component: nucleus. The coding region runs from base 1 to 846 and encodes 281 amino acids. The record is from RefSeq and is a predicted model, not a curated record. Lineage: Eukaryota; Metazoa; Porifera; Demospongiae; Suberitida; Halichondriidae. Gene Ontology annotation, biological process: regulation of transcription by RNA polymerase II.
AUGGUAACUGCACUUGCACACAAAAACAAUGUAAUUAUAGUCAGUCUACACACAAAUCAUGCUUUGAGUCGUCAUAUUUAUGAUUUAAUGACAGGUGUUGACCAGCUGUCGGGUGGUUCCAACAAAGCCGACCUAACAUCGUCAGAGAUCAAGAUAGAUGUGGAUUACAUGACGACGACAUCGGAACUGGACAGGAGACAGGAAGAAGCGUCCCCUGACUGGAGUGUGUCGGAUAUGAAGGCACACACUCUCUUACUCACUGAGGAGGAAAAGAAGCUACUGGUAGAAGAAGGCAUCAGUCUCCCUACUGACGUGCCCCUCACAAAGGCUGAGCAGAAGCAUCUAAAGAGGGUCAGACGAAAAAUCAAGAAUAAAAUUUUAGCACAAGAAAGCAGAAAGCAAAAAAAGGAGUACGUUGAUGGGCUUGAAGAUAGAGUCAAGAUUUGCACAGGCCGUAACAGAGAACUCAAGAGAGAAGUAGACUGUUUGAAGCAAAAAUAUGUUUCACUGAUGGCGCAGCUGAGGAAAUUUCAAGCUCUUGUUGCGCAAUAUAAUCCCUCUAAGGUGCAGGCUGGCUCUGUACUCUUGGUGAUCGUGAUGUCCUUCUCAAUGUUCUUUGUCCCCAAGUUCAAGCACUACGGAGGCCCUCAGGCCAUUGGAAGUAUGUCACGAAGCUCAAGAACACUACUGUUUACCGAGACGGAUGAGUUUGGCAACGUGAUUGACCCUGAUAACGGUCUAAUAAUCUCGCCAGUUGGUGGCCAGUCUCCUAACUUCCCCCCCUCCCUGGGUGUACCAGACCCCUGCUCUAUUCUCAACACGGCCUGGCCUGCCAGACGAAUUUGAGACUCUGAGAAAGAUUAAGAUACAUUCGUCUGAUGUCGAGCAAAGUGAAAGACUGGCAGAUAACUCUUUUAGUGAACACAAUAAAAAAUUGUAAAUUAUUACUUUUUUGUGUGCUGUCUCAAAUGCUCAUUGAUAUAAAUA